Glycine soja is the source of this 1974-nucleotide messenger RNA. Its product is annotated as cyclic dof factor 2-like. The transcript has 2 exons. The coding region runs from base 313 to 1470 and encodes 385 amino acids. Lineage: Eukaryota; Viridiplantae; Streptophyta; Magnoliopsida; Fabales; Fabaceae. The record is from RefSeq and is a predicted model, not a curated record. Gene Ontology annotation, molecular function: DNA binding; DNA-binding transcription factor activity. Gene Ontology annotation, biological process: regulation of DNA-templated transcription.
AAAGCAUCUUUGGAUUGCCACAAAGUGGUUGUGGCUCAGAUUCAUUGUUGUAUAUCUGACGUAGCAUCCCAGUCCCCAUCUGCUUCACUCACUUCAGCAUAUCAACAAACAAUAAAAGUGCACAAUCAAACCACCACGACACUCUUUCCCACACACAACGUGCCACCACUCUCUCUCUCUCUCUCUUUAAAACUUUCCAGAAACACCCCAAAAAACAACAAAAAAAAAACACGCGGCAUUUUAAAGGUUAUUUAUCCUUAUUAGAAAAAAGUUAAAAAGAAAGAAAAAUAAAAAAAAACCAAAGAAACAGAAAUGUUGGAGUCAAAAGACUCGACGAUGAAGCUCUUCGGGAAGACGAUCCCUGCGCCGGAGAUCUCCGCCGGAGCUCCGGCAUUGUCUUCUGGUGAUGCUGAUGCUGUUGGUGUUGUUCAGAACCAUGGUUCUUCAAGUGUCAAUGGGGAUGGUGAAGAGCACGAGAUUGAGCAGGACAUAAUGGGAGAGGAAACAACUGAGAGUGAGAAGGAAGAUGAAGUGACCAAUCUUGAUACUGUCUCAAGACCAGGGGAAGUGUCUAUUAACCCCUCUACCAAGAAGGAGGAUCUUACAUUGAAAACUUCAAAAAAGACCGAACAAGAACAAGGUGAAAAUUCCCAAGAUAAAACACUGAGAAAGCCGGACAAAAUACUGCCUUGCCCCCGCUGCAAUAGCAUGGAUACCAAGUUCUGCUACUACAAUAAUUACAAUGUCAACCAACCCCGCCAUUUCUGCAAGAAUUGUCAGAGAUACUGGACUGCCGGUGGAGUGAUGAGGAAUGUUCCUGUGGGUGCUGGUCGCAGGAAGAACAAGAAUUUUACUUCUCAGUAUCGUCAGAUAACUGUUCCUGAAGCAGCACUCUUGAGUUCUCAGCCGGACUUGCCAAAUGGAGUCAGUCAUCCUUCCUUGAACUGUAAUGCCACACUCCUUGCAUUUGGGUCUGAUACACCCUUGUGUGAAUCAAUGACAUCUGUUUUGAACCUUGCUGAAAAAGCAGUGAACAAUUCCACAACAAAUGGAUUUAAUGGCUCAGAAGAACUAGAAAUUCCUUUUGCUUAUGUUGCUGGAGAAAAAGUGAAUGAUGAUUCCAAUAAAUCUUCUGACAUGUCAACAAAGCCAAUGGAAGGUGAAACCACCAAUAGGUCCCAAGAACAAGUCAUAGAGAAUUGUCAUCCCUUCCCACCUCAUGCUCCCUACUUUCCUGGUGCCCCUUGGCCUUUCCCAUGGAAUCCAGCACUGUGGAACUCCCCGGUACCAUCACCACCUGCUUUUUUCCCACAAGGAUUUACCAUGCCUCUCUAUCCUGCAGCAGCUUAUUGGGGUCUUACUAUACCGGGUGCAUGGAGCAUCCCAUGGCUAGCGCAACCAUCAUUACCAAAUAGCACAGUGUCUAACUCUGGUCCAGACCCCAUUGCCCGAACCAUAGCCAUGUCUUGAUUGCCACGUCCCAAAAAGUUAACAGGAGGAAGUGGGGUUUCAACAAGAGGACUCUUAUUGCUGUUCAACCAUAUUGCAAUGGAAAGUGAGGGAAAGUGAGAUAAGGCUUCUAGACCCAACCAGUUACUGUUGAUGUCUCCUUGAUCCAUUAGCCAACAAAGAAUAGUGGGUUUCCUCUUGGGGGAAUGUACAGGGCAGUGGGAUAUGCCUAAGGGGAAAAGCAAAAGUGGUGAGGAAAAGAAAGUGCUCUAUGGAUGUGUUGAAAGCAAAAUGAAAUGACAAUGUCCAAGAUAAUUAGCUUGAUGCAGAAGAUGUGAUUCAAAUGUGAAAGCUAAUGAAGAUAGGGUUUUGCGUGACUCUUGUGGUAGUUUCAAGGAACAAUCCUAACAAAAAGAAAAGCGUGAGCCAUAUCAGCAAUACUCACAAGAUAUUGUCAAACAUAUUUCUUUUAACACACUUUAUAUUAUGAGUUUAAUAUCAUAUUAACAGUAUAAAAUAAUUUUA